UCGUACUCGUCGACGCAAUUACACAUGUAUCAGCUACCUUUCGCAUACACAUCAUUGCACGAUUUAUCUGUUUCUCUACAUUUGGACUUUUGAAUCUCCAACAAAAGUCACAACCAUGAUGUCUAGGUAUUGUAGCCCCUUGCUUCGGAGGAUCUCCUCGCAGCAGCUGGUCCGAUCCCAGUCUACUGUUCCCAGCCAAGCAGCUGUGAGCAAACUUACAUCAGACCAGGUCUUCGAGAGGGAGUCUCGGUAUGGAGCUCACAACUACCACCCGCUCCCUGUGGCACUUGCAAAGGCUAAAGGUGUGCAUGUGUGGGAUGUAGAAGGGAAGCGGUACUUGGACUUCCUGAGUGCAUACAGUGCAGUGAACCAAGGUCACAACCACCCCAAGAUAGUCAAGGCCAUGCAGGAUCAGUGUGAAGUCCUCUCCCUGACAUCCAGGGCAUUCUACAAUGAUGUCCUGGGAGAGUAUGAAGAAUACAUCACCAAAAUGUUUGGAUAUGACAAAGUACUUCCCAUGAAUACAGGUGUGGAAGGGGGCGAAACAGCCUGCAAGCUGGCCCGCAAGUGGGGCUAUAAAGUGAAGGGUGUCCCCAAUAACCAGGCUCGUGUCGUUUUCGCAGAGGGUAACUUUUGGGGUCGAACAAUGGCUGCUGUCUCAAGUUCUACAGAUCCAGAUUGCUACGAGGGCUUUGGACCCUACAUGCCUGGCUUCGACAUUGUUCCCUAUAAUGAUUUGGGAGCUUUAGAUAAAGCGACUCAGGAUCCGACUGUCGUAGCAUACAUGGUAGAACCAAUCCAAGGUGAAGCCGGAGUCAGGGUCCCAGAUGCAGGCUAUCUUCAAGGUGUCAGAGAUAUCUGCACAAAGAAUAAUGUUCUGUUCAUUGCUGAUGAAGUACAGACAGGGCUAGCCAGAACAGGGAAGCGUCUGUGUAUUGACCAUGACAAUGUUCGUCCAGAUAUUGUCAUCCUCGGCAAGGCUCUAUCCGGAGGCAUGUAUCCUGUAUCUGCUAUUCUUGCUGACGAUGAGAUUAUGUUGACCAUUAGACCAGGUGAACAUGGGUCUACAUAUGGAGGUAACCCGCUGGCAUGUAAGAUCGCUAUGGCUGCUCUUGAGGUUCUUGAGGAGGAGAAACUGGCAGAAAAUGCAGAGCGUCUUGGGAAGAUUGUACGAUCUGAGCUGAGCCAACUAGAUGAUAACAUUGUGACAACAGUGAGAGGCAAGGGUCUGCUCAAUGCUGUUAUUAUCAAGGAAACACCACAAUAUGAUGCAUGGCAGGUCUGUCUGCGUCUCCGUGACAACGGUCUCCUGGCCAAGCCCACUCAUGGUGACAUCAUCAGACUGGCUCCACCUCUUACUCUGACUGAUGCUGAGCUUGAAGAAAGCCUUGGCAUCAUCAAGAACACCAUCCUUUCUUUCCUGUAAAUGGCUUUUUGGUAACUGUCAGGCUAGGUUUCACAAUACCUUAUAGACUGUAGGAUGG
Molecule: messenger RNA, 1484 nt
Organism: Lytechinus variegatus (green sea urchin)
Lineage: Eukaryota; Metazoa; Echinodermata; Echinoidea; Temnopleuroida; Toxopneustidae
Product: ornithine aminotransferase, mitochondrial-like
Exons: 9
Coding region: 116-1426 (436 amino acids)
Cellular component (GO): cytoplasm
Molecular function (GO): pyridoxal phosphate binding; L-ornithine transaminase activity; identical protein binding
Source: RefSeq, a predicted model, not a curated record